Cryptotermes secundus is the source of this 1554-nucleotide messenger RNA. RefSeq lists its product as uncharacterized. The coding region runs from base 179 to 913 and encodes 244 amino acids. The transcript is spliced from 2 exons. The record is from RefSeq and is a predicted model, not a curated record. NCBI's taxonomy places the organism in Eukaryota, Metazoa, Arthropoda, Insecta, Blattodea, Kalotermitidae.
UGUGGUUGCGAAACGGAAGUAGACAUUUGCGAACAAACUUACAUCUCCAUAGUAAACGUAUAAUUUGUGUAUAUGAAAGUUAUGCUUACUACCACAAAUGAAAUUAGAAACAUAGAAUUCUUUCAAGCCGAAAAUUUUUGAGGUUAUCAUUAACUGUCAUCUAAACGAUAUUUGUUUUAUGAUAUGUUCUGCAAAUUUUGGUUUAUCCCAAGGAUUGUCUGUAGUAUGUGAAGGAGUUCUAAGGGUACCGUUAUCAUUUUUGUAUUGUUUCUUGCAUUAUAAACACGAAAACAAAAACUUGUGCAGCUGCUGGGUGUUUUGUCAUCCAGAAAGCGAGGCAUCAGUUUCUUCAGCUUUCCAAGGGAUCCAGCACGGAGCGUGCUGCAGUGAAUACCUGGCGACAGCUGUGUUUGUUGAAGAGGUUGACAACUUCUUUGAUAGUUUGAAUGGUGGAACAUGUGUUGACCCUUGGAAAACACUGCAUUGCCUGCUCAACAAUAACAGUCCCCAUAUAGAGCACUGGAAAAGGGCAAGUAUGGGGAUAAAGAGCUGGCUCUUCCUCAAGGAUGGUAAACCUGCCUUUCUUCAACCCCCUUCUUCACAGAAUGGGUGGCUAAUUGACAUCACUGCUGCCCAGCAUCUGUGGAGGGCACUGAAAGAGGCAGGUUCUAAGUACCUUCACACCCGAAACCUGAAUCAGGAUCCCCUUGAGAACACAUUUGGGGCUAUUCGUUUGAACUGUGGUUCUAACAAUAACCCAACAGUGGGACAGUUUGUAGAUGCCCUGAAGACCAACAUCAUCAGUGGCCUUGCUUUUAGAGGUCUGGGGGGAACUAAUUGUGAGGAUGAUUAUUAUUAUUAUUAUUAUUAUUAUUAUUAUUAUUAUUAUUUCCUUAUUCCAUUACAUCUAUAGUAGGCAAAAGCCUUAGAUACAGAAUUGUGUCAAUUUAUCUUGCUAAUACUCAUAAGCAAUUGUCAAGAAGACUUAUAAAGUAAGACAAUGCAUGUUUACAUCAUAAUACAAUUUGUCUCUAGCACAAUACAUUCAAAUUUAUCGUUGAUUAAAAUUUAAGAUAAAAGUUUUCAUCAAAAGUAACAGAAUAUCUUAUACAUAUAUAACAAAUCCAAGAUAUAAAAACAUUACAUUUAUAAAAUUACAAAAUUAAAAUUUCAUGAUGACUACAUAUCAUUUGUCCCUAGUCCAAUAAAACAUACAAUCAGGCCUCGUACAGACAGCCCAAGUUGUCAGGAUAACACACACAGGUCGCGGGAAAACCACUGUCAAAUUCACAACUUGCCAUUCCACAUACUGGUAGGCCAUAUCAUCCAAAUAGUUAGAUUAGAAAACAUUAGUUGUAUAAUAAUUAUCUCUUAAAAUAUUCAUCAAGUGUAUAAAAAGAGUUUAUAUACAGAAAUUCCUUCGAAUUGUUUUUAAACUUAUUUAUAUCAUUAGAAAUUACUUUAAUUUUAUUAGGUAGUGCAUUGUAAAUCCUUAUGGCCAUGUGAAUUACCCCAUUACCAUAUUUCACCAAAUUUACCUGGCUCAUAUGUAUG